Molecule: messenger RNA, 4142 nt
Organism: Bursaphelenchus xylophilus (pine wood nematode)
Lineage: Eukaryota; Metazoa; Nematoda; Chromadorea; Rhabditida; Aphelenchoididae
Source: the annotation of a GenBank genome assembly
AUGAAUCUAGCCGGCUACUGCCUUUUCUGUCUUCUGAUUCCUUUUGUGACGGCCGAUCCGCGGGCCUAUGAUCUCAGGAUAAGAGGUGAGUAAAAAAUUUAUAUUCUCCUUGUCAUGGAUAAUAUAAAUUUUGUUUGGUUCUUUGUCAUCAUCACGCCUAUUAUUGUUUACUUGGCGAAUGUCGACCUUUCGUCCAUUUGCACCUUCCCUAAGCCGCCGAUCUCAGCAGAUCCGAUCCUUAUGAUAUUCGAUAGGCCGCGGCGCUGCUGGAUGUCUAUUUCGGGAAGGUCAUCCCAAUAAAUUAGAGCCCCUUUUCUCCUUCUCUUCCUCUUGAUUAACCCGAAGCAAGGACAGGAAAUCUCUCAAAGACUCCGCACACUUAAUUUCGGGGGAAUUUGAAUAAAGGAAGGCAUUGUUUUUGCAUAUCCCACACUUCCGAAGAUUACGGUAGACAAAGUGGCACUUAACGUGCCGGAAAGGACGGUUGGUGAUCAACUGUCGAGAUCAGAGAAUAGUCGAGAACUUGAACAACCAAAGCUGAUAAGAACGGACCGCAGGGGACAUGUCUUAAUUUUUUUGUGAUACUAGACAGAGUUACUUGGCAAUGAAACUUCUCAGGGACCGACGAUUUUCAUUCAAUUUUUGAGAUACUGUCCAUGCGAUCUUCGUUUCCAAAAAUUUUAGCUUGCGCUUUCCCGAGCCAGCCAAAAUAUCCAUAAAUCUUUUAAGAGUUUACGAUAAAUAAAUUGUAAAAAAAUUUUGAAACUGCCUCUGGAGACCUUCAAUUAGUUUGUUAUAGACAGUUUUCUUUGUAAUAGUUUGCUGUAUAUAGGAGGGUUGAAUAGGCGUUGUUUGUUUUCUAUUUUUACAUCUGAUAGUAAUCUUCAAGUACAACAAGAGCCAAAUCAUAUUUCCUCGUUCAGCCUUCCCUCCAACUCAGCUUGAACCUCCCGUUUGUGUAGAUUAGAGGGAUUAGCGACGCCUCCGAGGGUCGGCUUUGUUCAGAUCCAAACGGUCGAUAAGAACCGGCUCAUUAUCUGCCCUGAGGGUCUUUCCGAAGAGAGCGUUCAAGUGUCGUUAAGGCAAUGGCUACAAUUAGUUUUGUAACUCCGACUUUCUGAGCAGGAACUGGGAAGUAGGGCGCAGUGAAAGUGGAUCGUUUAACCUCAAAUUACUCGAAUUAAAUCGGAUUCGAAUUCAAUUAUUAUUCCAGCCGAAAGGGAAAGAACUCCGACAAAACAGCGCCUGAGGGCAUUUGAGCAAAGUAUUACACGUCAGAAGUGAUGGAGUUCGAGGAAUUAGAGAUCAUGGAACUUUUUGAAACAUAAUUUAUAAAUUUGAAUAUUCAAAUUCAAAAAUUAAAAAAACCAAUUUUUCAGAAAAUCAGCCCCUUGAAUUUCGGAAGUAUGGAAACCCAGAAUCCAUCGACUACUUCCGACUUCUGGAAAUCGACGAUUCACAUCUCAUAAUAGGAGCAGCGUAAGAUUUAUUCAUCUAUGCAAAUAACAUACAAUUACAGAGAUAAUGUGCACAAUAUUAGCAUCGAUCAGUUCGAAAAAAUAUCUCUGUACGAAUGGCCCAGUGGUCAGAGUGAAAUCAACGAUUGCAUCAUGAAAAUUGAUGAUCAAGUAGGUUAUAUUACAUUGGAUCAUGAUGAAUUUAUAUUUUGUUUUACUUCUACUUUAAUUUCAGACGGCUUGUCGAAAUUAUAUUCGAGUUUUGUCGAGAUCUGAAGACGAUGGGACCUUGCUUAUCUGCGGAACGAACGCUUUCCAACCAUUGUGUCGACUGAUCAACAGUAAGCACGAAAAGUUAUUGGAAUUUGUGGGAACGGGGAUCUCUCCGCUGGAUCCACGACAUAACACGUCGUUCCUGAGAGACGGAGAUCUUCUUUAUUCUGCUACUGGUAAGUUUGUUUUAUUUAUUUUUUAUAUCCUUUGUCAUAUACAAUAAAAGAAUGUUUUUUAGUCGCUGAUUUCUACGGAAAUGAUGCUCUGGUGUUCCGCCGCAACAUCACAAAGCCCGAGGACCGUGGAAUCCGAACACAACGCCAGAAUAUUAUGUUGCUAAACAAGCCUCAGUUCGUUGGGACUCUUCAAUCGGAAAAAGUAAGCAAAAAAGUGGAAAGGUAAUGUAAAACAAGGCGGAGGAGCGGCGAAAAGGCCAAAGGACCUUGUCGCGGAGAUAAGAAUCAUUCCGUCGACGGUUCCACUCAUUCAAAUUCGACCUUUACGGAGCCUCGAAAUUAAAUUAAUCGCAAAAAAUUUGGCGACAAAUUAAAAGAGUUCCUUCGAGGGUCAACUGAGGUCGGGUAAUUGAGAAACUACAAGCAGUAGAAGUGGAAAUAAGCAAAAUUUGAAAUUAAAACUUGUCUUUCAGUACAUUUACUUUUUCUUCCGCGAAGAAGCGACUGAAUCUUCGGAAGCGACCAUACACUCGAGGGUCGCCCGGGUUUGUAAAAACGACAGAGGAGGCCCUCAAGGACACGAAACGGAAUGGACAACCUUUGCCAAGGCCAGAUUGAACUGCUCAAUAUUGGAAAAGAACAAGCCUUUCUACUUUGAUGAGGUCAGUUUGGGUCUCACCACGAUUUCCCUGAAAAAUCAGCCUGUCCCUAAAAGGAACAAAAACGACAGCAAAUUACAAAAAAAUAUCCGAGAUUACUGUAUAAACCAAUUUCAGAUAAUUUCGGUGUCCGGAAUCACUCACAAUUGGAAUGGGAAGACCAAGAAUCUCGUAUAUGCAACCUUUGUUUCCGAAUUUAAUUUCCUCAGGCAUUCUGUUGUGUGUGCCUUCGGAAUUGACGAGAUCGACAAACUAUUUGGAUCCUCCGACAUCUUGACAAGAGAUUUGGAGACAGGAAAAUGGAUAAGGAAGUCACGGCAGAGCCAUCAAGGGACCUCCAAAUUGGGACAAUGCAGCCCAAACUCGAGGGAUCUGACGGAAGAAGAGGUGAUUCAGAUGAGAAAGACCCCUCUCCUCGCUGAUUCUGUCCCCAAUCUCUUCGGGAAAGCUGUGGGAAUCCAUCGUGGAAGUGAUAAUUACAAUCAGAUUGUAGUUCUCGAAGGAGUCCAGAGUUUUGAUGGACCUGUGGAUGUGUUAUAUGUGGGGACAGACCAAGGAAAUGUUAUCAAGAUGAUCAAUCUGGGCGUCAGCGAGGCCACUGGGGAGAUGGACCGAGAUCCUGUUCAUCAAGUCGCCGUGUUUAAGAUCAGUGAUGUAAGUAUUUUAAUUUUGUUUCAUUACCUUUGGCAAGUACAAUAUAAAAUCUUUCGAUUUCAGCUCCCAAUUCGUCGGUUGCUGAUAACUCAAAGCAAAUAUCUGAUAGUUGUGACGGACCCCGUCGUUUACCGUCUUCCUCUCCAUCUCUGUUCGUCCUACGACUCUUGUGAAAGCUGUAUUUCCUCAAGGGAUCCGCAUUGUUAUUGGAAGCAAGGAAAAUGCCGUUCGAUCUCGGCAAGGUUUGUCUCACUCAUUCGUAAACUCUACUGUUCUCCGAUCUAAUACAAAAUUGGCUUAUUUACAGCCCACGACCAACGUUAUCCUAUCAAGACAUCUUAUCCAAACAGCCAAAUAUUUGUGUGGAGGCCAAAAAACAUGAGAAACCGAAGGUCACAUCCACCACAACUGAAGUCCCGAAGACCGAGAUUCCCAAGAUUAUCAAAGAAAAGUAUAGAAACAUUACUUUUGGGGCGUUGACAGUUGACGGGAACGAGGUUUGUAAUUGCACUGCCAUCAGAUCCCAUGCAGAACGAAGGAAGUGUCACUGUCCAAAUCUCGAGGACUUGAUUCAACCAGUGGUCUCGGAGGAAUUAUCAGGCAAGUCUCGCGGACCUUAAACCAACCGACCAAUCUUCUAAAUUAUCUAUCAAUCCGCCUAAUCUAAAGUAAUAUUUUUAGUGUCUCCCUGGUCCCGCAUUCCUUGGUGGGUGUAUCUGAUCCUGAUCUUGGCCCUUUUCCAAACCUUGGGGCUUAUCAUUCUGUGUGUAAGACUGCGGAAACGUCGGAUGGCCAAGAAAAAAGGCCAAAGUAGCCAGAAACAGAUGCUGUCGGUGAUCAACGCCUACGCCCCGACCAUCACUGAUGCCAUCCCAUCCAAAAUAGGACCAACUUAUGCUACAUACGACACCUUCCGACGUUAG